GUCAUACAGCGCACUUGAAUGUAUUGUAUACGUCAACUGGCAUCCAGCCGAAAUGGGACAAAAUAGGAUGAAUGUAAUUUUUGUUCAAUCUGGGAAACCGUGAUAUUAAGCGAGGUGAAAGGUAAAACGGGCUUGUUUAAUUUAGAUAUUCUUUUUUGAGUGGGAGUGUUAUUUGCAGGCUGCUCAGUCUAACCGGAUACCUUCGCUGUCUGCUUGCAGUGCGCUGUGAUGGUCAUGGUGUUAAUGAUGGAAUCGCAAUGCGAGUACUUUAUGUAUUUUCCGGCCGUCCCCAUCUCAGACCUGUCGGACCCGGCCAAAUACCGCACGCUUCCGCGUCGCAGUCACCUUUAUCUCGGGGAAACCGUGCGCUUUCUCCUGGUUUUGCGCUCUCAGAACGUCGCGUCGGUGUCCGGGUCGACCGGCACUGCGGCAGCUGAUGGCAGCGUCUCGGAGCAUCAUAGCAGUCGCUCUUGGAGGGAGCUGGCCGGCUCUCUCUGCGCCGUGGCCAGCGUUAGCCCUGGUGACAACCGGCAGCGGACACAGCCUCUGUAUCACGACUACCACAGCAGCGGGGACGAGUGUGUGGAGGAUACGGACGAUGAUGAUGCUGCGGAGGUGGGCUGCGCAGGUAGAGGGGGCCCGAGGUACCGGGGCUUCAGGGAAUGCAAGCCGCUCCUCAUUCACAACAACCCCGGCAACGGCGUGAGGGAAUUCCGCAAGGCUCCUGUACAGUCUCCUGUGGAUGAGCCAGUUGUUUUAAGCGAUGAGGUCAUCUUUCCCCUGACUGUGUCCCUGGAUAAGCUCCCUGUCAACACUCUCAAAGUGAAGAUAAUUGUAACUGUGUGGAAGCAAGAAGAGGAGAAAGCUGAGAUCCAAGAGCAUGGCUACCUCAGCAUCCUCCAACAAAAGAGCCCCUGCCAAACAUUCCGCCAGGAUCUAAACACCUUCAAAGCGCAGGUCAGCACCACACUUAAUGUCCUGCCCCCUCCGACUGUAAAGUGUCAACAAAUGACAGUCUCAGGGAGACACUUGACUGUCCUUAAAGUAUUAAAUGCAAGUUCUCAAGAGGAAGUGUGUGUGCGUGACAUCAAGAUCCUUCCCAACUUCAAUGCUUCAUACUUACCAAUGAUGCCAGAUGGCUCGGUGCUGCUGGUGGACAAUGUUUGUCAUCAGUCAGGAGAAGUUGCCAUGGCAUCAUUUUAUAGAAUGGACAGCGAGUCCAGUCACCUUCCCAGCAUGCUCAGUGCUCUAGAGGAGCAGAACUUUCUCUUCCAGCUGCAGCUCAAUAACCAGCCACAAGAUGAUUCAACUGAGGGACUAGAGGUGCCAUUAGUUGCAGUCUUGCAGUGGUCCACUUCUAAAUUGCCCUUCACCAACUCUAUCUACACUCACUAUAGUCUCCCUAGUGUGAGACUGGACCGACCGCGCUUCAUUAUGACAGCUAGCUGCCCCAGUGCGGUCAAGGCUCACGAACAUUUCCGGGUGCGAUAUACCCUCCUCAACAACUUGCAGGACUUUCUGGCAGUCCGUCUAGUCUGGACGCCUGAAGGUCGUGGACAGAAAGAGGAUCCUGCAGUGAAUGCAGUGGUGUGUCAUUCUCCUCUCAGUAACCUGGGUUACUGUCGAAAAGGCAGUACCCUUUCCGUCAGUGUGGCUUUCCAGAUACUCCGAGCAGGUCUUUUUGAGUUGAGUCAGCACAUGAAACUGAAGCUACAGUUCACAGCGUCCGUGUCCAACCCUCCCCCUGAUGCCCGUCCGUUGUCCCGCAAGAACAGUCCGUCCAGUCCAGCGGUUAGAGAUAUUCUGGACCGACAUCAGGCCAGUCUAAGUCUGGGCCGCUCUCAGUCCUUUUCUCACCAGCAGCCAUCCAAGUUUCACCUCACAAGGACAGGCAGUGUUAUGGAGCGUAGGGCCAUCACCCCUCCCGUGGGCUCUCCUGUUGGACGGCCGCUGUACCUCCCUCCAGACAGGAACAUCUUGUCACUUGACAAAAUUGCCAAGCGUGAGUGCAAGGUGCUGGUACUGGAUUCACACACCUAAAUGCACACACACACACACACACACAGAGGAGAGGAAGUAGGGAUAUUUUUGAACUUUGGGAAAGAGCCACGUGUCAUUGAAGCGAUGUAAAUCGAAAAAGUGGUUUAAUGUCUGUCAGUUUCAGUUCAAUAUGUAUUUUUGUUUUCGUUUUACCAGCAUUCAUUGUUUACAUGCUGUACAGUUAUGUUUAUUUGAAAAUAAUUUCAAUGCAAUUUACAUGCAGCUACUGUUUUUGACAAUUUCGACAGAAGGAAUGAAAAGAAAGCAUAAACACACAGGGUUUUUAUUGUUUAUCCAUAGGACAUUUCACUGGAGUCAUGAAGUUCUGAAACUUGUGUUACAUACAAGUUAAAAUAUUGUAUUAAUGGCUGUUUAAAGGGAGAAUGGAUGGUUAUGGUUAGUCAUACCCAGACCCACAUGGAAUCUGUGUGCUCAGAAAUCUUUCUGAAGAAACUGAUUCUCCAUAGGACCGGCCCCAUGCACGCUUGUUUUUUUAAUAGUUUGGCUAUGUUUUCAGCCACAAAUGAGUCUAGCACUCUAUUAAACACAUUGUGUUUGCUUAAAUCUAUUUUGUAGAUUUGUCUCCAAAAAUCAGGGCAAAGAAUGCAAGGGUUAGUUCACCCAAAAAUGAAAAUUCUGUCAUUAAUUACUCAC
Molecule: messenger RNA, 2694 nt
Organism: Sinocyclocheilus rhinocerous
Lineage: Eukaryota; Metazoa; Chordata; Actinopteri; Cypriniformes; Cyprinidae
Gene: trappc14
Product: trafficking protein particle complex subunit 14
Exons: 10
Coding region: 229-2040 (603 amino acids)
Biological process (GO): cilium assembly
Cellular component (GO): TRAPPII protein complex
Molecular function (GO): alpha-tubulin binding
Source: RefSeq, a predicted model, not a curated record